AGAAGAAAAAGAAGCAGAAGAAGAAGAAGCCGGUCCUCCAGUGGUUUUAAUAUUAGCUCACGGAGUUAAUUUAGCUUAGUUAGCUUAGCUUGCUAGCUGCUAACACUCAAUUCAGUGAAUGAUGGAGAAAAACUGUGUUUCUGACGGACUUUGUGAAAAUAAAAACCCAAAAAUGUCCCGAAAAGUCCAGAUGUUGAGGUCGUUGGUGGAGCAGAGACUAAGUGCAGCAGCUGAGGAGAUAUUUGGACUGGUGGAAAGAACCAUGGUAGAGUACGAAGAGGAACUUUGUCAAACUAAAGAGGAAAACCAGAGACAAAAACAAAUACUGGACUCUGUUCUGAAUCCGCAGGUCGUGGCUCAUCCUCCAGAUGUCCAGCAUCUGCCGGUGUUUAAAGAAGACAUUCCCUUUGAUCAGGAGGAGGACUGGACCAGUCCUAGUGUAGACCCAGACCCAGAACCCUCCCUCAUGAAAGAGGAACAGGAGGAGAUGAAGAUCAAUGACACAGAGCAGCUCAUUCCACUGUCAGAAUUCGCCUCCACGGCAGCGUUUCCUGAGUCCCAUCCAUCUGGACUGGAUUCACCACAGUCACAGAAUGCAUUCAUGUUUUUAGAUCCAGAAAGUCCUUGUGGAAAACACCAGAAGAUGAACACAGAAGGUCUACAGUUGGUGGAAUCUGUUCUCACCACUAAACCCGGUGGUGAACGAAUCAUAAAUGAACACGACGAAACCCAGACGUUGUUGGACGUUUCCAGAACGAAAAUGGUGAAAACACUGACAGCCGACAUGGCUGAAAAGAACAGAACGUCUCCAUCCAGAGAAGUCAAAGACAUGUGCACCAAAGGAAUCACGACCUUACCCCCCAGCCUCAGAGACCCGUUGUCCAAGAACGGAUACGUGUCACCCAGUACACACGAGGCAGUGGCUCAGACAGGACAGCCUGUCAAAGCACGAGCACAGAAGCGCUUAAAGUCUUUUAAGGACAAAAGUAUGGACUGGGCCAAGUCCAUGAGACGCAACCGAAAUGUCAGCCAUUUUCUGGAUAACAUCGAAGUGACUAUUGAGAAAAUGAAGGCCCUCGGACUCCGACCGUUCCUUCUUUAUUCAAUCUACGAUGACAAAUCUGACACAUAUGAGUCGAGGGUCAUCUGCCCGUACGACUGCGACCAAGCUACCAAGAAAAUGAUUGAGAAAAUCGAACAGUUGUACCAGUUGCUCUUGCAAGUAUGGACUCCUCAGGAUGAGCAAAGCAGACGCAAAGAGAAGAGGAAGGGGAAGAGAAGGAGAAUGGAGCUGUUAGGAGAGGAGAGAAGCCCUACGUCAGGAAACCAGGGGCCUACGUCAGGAGAGGAGGGGGCUGCAGUGCCGGACAGAGGAGAAUGUGAGCCUCCAGUGUCAGUGACCCAGCAAUUAAAAAACCUGGUUAACCCCAAAGCCAAAAGAAGAACGUCUGGUGGAGAGACGCAAGACGGAGAAGAGGAGGGGUACGUGACCGUGGAGGACAGUACAGAACCUGUGGAUGUGGAGGACGGACGAGAGGAGGGGUCUGCAGGUCCAGGGGUCAAGGAAAUGAAAAUCUUCUUUAAGAAGAGAAGACAGUGGUCCAGAGAGUGCAGUUUGCAUCCGUAUGCUGAGUCUUUUCAAGCUUGCAAAUUAGGGAAAAGACAAAAAAAAAAGGGAGUGGAUCUGGUCCUGGUGUACUGGAAAACCUGUGAAGAAUGUGGAGAAGAAUGGAGACCGUCCUGGGAGCCUGCCCACCACAUGGAGUACAGACCGUAAUACAAGAGGUUUAUUUAUUUAUUACAUACACAGAGGUACUGGGUAAAGUUAAAUGUAGUGAAAUUCCAUCUGUUGUCAGGUUGUACUGUACAUGGGGGGAGGGGGGGGGGGGGGUAAAGUGUAAUUG
This is a messenger RNA of Sphaeramia orbicularis (orbiculate cardinalfish), 1904 nucleotides long. RefSeq lists its product as uncharacterized. The record is from RefSeq and is a predicted model, not a curated record. Lineage: Eukaryota; Metazoa; Chordata; Actinopteri; Kurtiformes; Apogonidae. The coding region runs from base 119 to 1777 and encodes 552 amino acids. The transcript is spliced from 13 exons.